Messenger RNA from Auanema sp. JU1783, 1050 nucleotides. Lineage: Eukaryota; Metazoa; Nematoda; Chromadorea; Rhabditida; Rhabditidae. The record is from the annotation of a GenBank genome assembly.
AUGACUGAUGCUUAUAACCAGAAGGUCAUAGGAAAAAUUAGAUGCCUCAGUAACUGUGGGAUCACAUAUCAGGGCAGGCUAGAAGAACAAAUAGCCAGAGCCAAGGAGAUUGAUAACGCCCUAAGUGCGGACUUAUGGAAACAUAAGGUACGGGAAUAUAAAAGCUGUGUAGCUAGACAGUUUGUCCCAACUGAUAAAGGUGAACUAGGCUUUAUGAAAGCUGAAACUGUUAUGAAAGAUACCAUCCUAAGCAAUUGGGAAUAUAUCUGUACAAAACCAGAAUUGGAACUGGUAAAAACUCAGGCAGAAGUCCUGGGCAGGCAAAGCAAAAGGAGUCUAUACAAAGACUACCUAAGCAUAGCUAAAGACAAGGUAGACAAACCUAUAAAAGCAUUAAGAAGCGACCUCAAAAGAGACGCUAAAGAUAAUGAGACGAAGGAAUGGAAACUAAGAACCACAUCCUCGAGCAUCUUAAAUGAAGAGAUAUGUCUCAAAGACUCUUUCCUAUGGAUGAGAAGAGGACACUUAGGCAAAGAAACUGUGAGGAUCAUAAUGGGUUGCCAAGAAGGACACCUGUUUACGAACAGCAAAGCCAAGACCUCUAGGAAGACCUCCAACAUGUGCAGGAAGUGCUCCCAAUACAGAGAGACAGAAGACCACAUCCUUACGGGCUGCAGCUUCUGGAGAAACUUGCUCAUGGUAUCCCGCCAUGACAAUAUAGUCCAAUAUAUAAGUCACGAAAUCAUCAAGCUCUGCGGGAUGAUAUUUGACAAAAAGACUAAAGUCUAUGAAAAUGAGGAAUAUCACGUCAGUGUAGACCUCCCAGUUAGGACACAAGCCCAGCUGAUGUAUAACAAGCCAGACAUAGUCUGGAUAGAGAAGAUGAAGAAGAAAAUCUUCGUUAUUGAAAUCUCUGUAACUGGGGUUAAAAGACUCCAGAUACAAGAGAAACGCGAACGUCAGAAAUACGAGGUUAAUGGAAAUCACCCCGAAGAUGAUCUGACAAACUGCGUAAGAGGUAAUAACCUAAUCAUGGCUCUGAAAAAAUAA